This is a messenger RNA of Pocillopora verrucosa, 1955 nucleotides long. Its product is annotated as peptidase M20 domain-containing protein 2. Gene Ontology annotation, molecular function: dipeptidase activity. NCBI's taxonomy places the organism in Eukaryota, Metazoa, Cnidaria, Anthozoa, Scleractinia, Pocilloporidae. The record is from RefSeq and is a predicted model, not a curated record.
AUCAAACUUGAGGCAUAUAUCACAUUCAUGUCGUGUGACUAGUCUAACGUGGGUGAUUAAGAUCCCUUCAAGACUACAUCACAACCAUCUGUUGAAACCUCAAUUGAGACAGACGCAGCAAACCUGCGAGCCUUCCUCAAACCAGGGAAAGAUAUUCUUUAGGUGCUUCUCAGGCACGUGAGUACUCAUACUUUAUUUACCGAAACCAAUAACACAUCCUUCUUGAGCGCGGUGUUAUUAAAUUCGAUCGAUCAUAUCAAAAAUGGCGGAUGAACUUGCAGAAAUCCUAAAGGAAAAGGCAAAGCAAGCAAUUGGCGUCCAUUCUUCAGACCUAUAUGAUCUGAGCAAAGGAAUAUGGAAGAACCCACAACUGAAUUUUAAGGAAACGUAUGCUCACGAGCUACUAACGAAGUUUUUGGCGGAGCAUGGUUUCUGUGUUACUCCUCAUUACACUUUGGAUACGGCUUUCCGAGCUGAGUGCGGAGAGGAUGGAGGUCUAACAGUUGGUAUUAUCAGCGAAUAUGAUGCUUUACCAGAAAUAGGACACGCUUGUGGACAUAAUCUGAUCGCUGAAUCAGGAGUAGCAGCAGCUUUGGGUCUGAAAAUUGCAUUGGAUUCAGUAAAUCAGAAACCCAAAGUCAAAAUUGUUCUUCUUGGAACUCCUGCUGAGGAAGGAGGAGGGGGAAAGAUUUUGAUGAUCAACAAUGGCUGCUUCAAAGAUCUUGACUUCUGUAUGAUGGUUCAUCCUGCCGAUAUAGAUGAGCUUAAACCUCCAUGUUUAGCAAUCGAACAAGUCAAAGUUACUUACCAUGGUCAUUCCUCGCAUGCUGCCGCAUCCCCUUGGAAAGGAGUCAAUGCAUUGGAUGCAGCAGUCAUAGCCUAUACGAGUAUAAGUGCAUUGCGACAGCAGAUGAAGCCCAAAUGGAGCGUUCAUGGUGUUAUCACGGAGGGAGGUGUGAAGCCAAACAUCAUUCCUGAUCGCGCACAGAUCCAAUACUACAUCCGAGCUCCGACCGACAAGGAACUUGAUGUCUUGAAAGAAAAGGUCAUAAAUUGUUUCGAAUCAGCAGCCACGGCCACAGGAUGCACGGUGUCUAUUGAAUGGGAUCCAAAACGUUACUCCAGUUUGGAUACAAAUGACACACUGGCAGAUCUCUAUCAAGCCAAUGUCAUGACCUUGGGAGUAGCGUUCAAUCCUCCAAAGAAAGAACUGAGUGGCUCAACAGAUAUGGGAAAUGUCUCCCAAAUAAUCCCGUCAAUCCACGUUAUGUACGGUAUUGGCAGCGACGCUGUGAACCAUUCUCAUGCAUUUACUUCAGCAGCAAUAACGGAGAUUGCCCACGAGAGAACUUUGAUUGCAAGCAAGGCGAUGGCCAUGACUGCUAUUGAUGUUCUGUGCAAUCCCGAAUUUAUGCAAAAAAUCAAGAAGGACUUUGAUAGAACACACAGCCUCUGACCAAGAUACGCUUCAGCUAAUACCAUGCCGCAAAAUGGGUACAAUUAAGGCAUUUUCAUAUAAACCAUCCCAAAUCAAGACUAUUUUGUAAGAUUCCCCAGAUCUGUUGAUAUAACAUCCAACCGACAGACACUUGUUUCUAGCAAAUAGUCAAACCUGUAAUCGAACCAGGCGCUGUAUACUUGCUUAGCCCCAAAUUUGAUCCUGAAUGUAGCAACAACUAAAAAUUGUGUCAUUACUAUAAGCUAUCUCAGUUUUAAAAUGGUAAUUUUUCAUAUUUCAUCCAGUUGAACUGAUAUAGUAGCGUACAUUUCCAAUAUAAUCACUGCUGCUGAGCUUUGAACAACAAUGAACAAUAUUUUGCGAUUUUAUCAUUUGGCGAAAAGUUCGUGUGACAAUCACGCAACACACUUGGAUUCGUGACCACAAUUCGCGCCUUGUCCAUCGCACGCGCCACCCUCGCAUCAUUUUCUUAUUAAGCAAUAGGAAAAAAAAAUAA